Messenger RNA from Peromyscus maniculatus bairdii (prairie deer mouse), 18038 nucleotides. RefSeq names its product midasin AAA ATPase 1 (gene Mdn1). Gene Ontology annotation, cellular component: preribosome, large subunit precursor; nucleus. Lineage: Eukaryota; Metazoa; Chordata; Mammalia; Rodentia; Cricetidae. Gene Ontology annotation, biological process: ribosomal large subunit assembly; ribosomal large subunit export from nucleus. The record is from RefSeq and is a predicted model, not a curated record. Gene Ontology annotation, molecular function: ATP hydrolysis activity; ATP binding.
CGCUGGUUGAUGACGCUUGUGGAGUCCUUCACCACGUGUGCGUCCGCGAGCCGGCUUUAAGUGGCUUCCCUUGCCUUGGUACCUAUUCGGCGGCGACCCCGCGGCCCCGUGGGCGCGGCCGGAGACCAUGGAGCACCUCUCCGUGGAGCUGGUGGCCGGGCCGCUGAGGCUAAUCGCCAACAAGAACGAGAAGAGCCGCGGCGAGCUGAACAGGUUCCUCACCAAGCCGGUGUGGACACCUCAAGAUCGCCAGUGUAUCCUGAAUUCCUUGGCACAGUUGCUCCUUGAUAAGGACUAUACCCUUUUGCUUGGUCGCCAGUUGCGCCCUAUCCUUUUGGAUUUGCUGGAAAGAAAUGCUGAAGCCAUUAAAAUUGGAGGCCAAGUUAACCAUGAUCUACAUGAACGUCUCAGUGUGUCAAUGAGCAAACUCAUUGGUAACCAUCCUGACGUUCUUCCGUUUGCCCUGCGCUAUUUCAAGGACACCUACCCAGUGUUUCAGAGACUCUUCCUUGAGAGUUCCGAUGCUAACCCCGUACGCUAUGGACGCAGGAGAAUGAAGCUCCGGGACCUAAUGGAAGCUGCCCACACAUUUCUGCAGCAGAGGCAGCUUGUUUUCCGGGAGCUCUGGGACUGGAGUGUGUGUGUGCCUCUCCUCAGGAGCCAUGAUGCUUUGGUGCGCUGGCAUACAGCUAACUGUCUUGCUUUGGUGACCUGCAUGAAUGAAGAGCACAAGUUAGCCUUCCUAAGGAAGAUUUUCAGUAGUGACGAAUUGGUGCAUUUCAGAUUGAGGUUGUUAGAAGAGGCCCAGCUGCAGGACUUGGAGAAGGCCUUGGUUUUGGCUAACCCAAAAGCCUCCCUUUGGCACAAGGGAAAGGAGCCCCAGUACAUUCAGGGACACCUUGUUUCAGCUGACCUCUCUUCCAGUGUGACGGCUGUCUGUGGUAUAGUGCUGCCCAAACAACCAUCUGGUUCUGGAGAACAGGCAAGUGACAGGAGUUCUUCACGGGACCAGGAGCUGGCUCUGAAAUCCUUUGUGUUGGUUGAGUCUGUGUGUAAAAAUCUUCAGACCCUUGCUGUUGCAGUGGCUUCUCAGAAUGCUGUGUUGCUGGAAGGGCCAAUAGGAAGUGGCAAAACUUCUUUAGUUGAAUAUUUAGCUGCAAUGACAGGUAGAAGGAAACCUCCUCAACUUCUCAAAGUCCAGCUGGGAGAUCAGACCGACAGCAAGAUGCUAUUGGGCAUGUAUCGUUGUACAGAUGUCCCUGGAGAGUUUGUAUGGCAACCUGGCACCCUGACACAGGCAGCCACAAAAGGCUAUUGGAUCCUUCUGGAGGAUAUUGACUAUGCUCCCUUAGACGUGGUUUCUGUGUUGAUUCCUCUGCUGGAGAAUGGAGAGCUUUUGAUUCCUGGCCAAGGUGACUGUCUGAAAGUAGCUCCUACAUUUCAGUUAUUUGCAACCAGGAGACUCUUGAGCUGUGGAGGAAGUUGGUAUCGACCACUGAAUAGUCAUGCUACUAUGCUAGACAAAUACUGGACUAAAAUUCACUUGGAUAAUCUGGACAAGAAAGACCUGAAUGAGGUUCUUCAGAGCAGAUAUCCAAGCCUUUUGGCCGAAACUGAUUACUUACUAGACAUUUACAUUGAGCUUACUGGAGAAAAACAUUGCUGUCCAAGUGAUAGUUCUGUUGGCAAUGAACAGGCACCACAGGAAGUUUCAAGAGAAAAGAGAAGAAUGGUCCAUGAGGGAAGAGAAUUAUCUUUAAGGGAUCUCCUGAAUUGGUGUAAUAGAGUUGCUUAUGGUUUUGACAGUACAUCUUCAUCAGCUUCGUUACAUGUUUUUCAGGAGGCUCUGGACUGUUUCACUGCCAUGCUUUCUGAGCCGACAAAAAAACUGAAAAUGGCAGAAAUCAUUGGAAGCAAACUGAACAUUUCCAAGAAAAAGGCUGAAUUUUUCUGUAAACUUUAUAAACCGGAAAUUGUUAUUAAUGAGUUAGAUGUUCAAGUAGGUCGAGUGCGGCUUUUGCGGAAACAGAGUGAAGCUGUUCACAUACAGAAGAAGAAGUACACUUUUGCUGCUACUCGCCCAUCCUCUGUUCUCCUUGAGCAGCUUGCAGUGUGUGUCAGUCAAGGGGAGCCUGUAUUGUUAGUGGGAGAGACCGGAACUGGUAAAACGUCUGCUGUCCAGCACUUGGCUCGUGCCACAGGUCACCAUUUGAGAGUUGUCAAUAUGAAUCAACAAAGCGACACCGCAGACUUGCUUGGAGGGUUCAAGCCAGUAGACCAUAAGCUUAUUUGGCUGCCUUUACGAGAGGCAUUUGAGGAACUCUUUGUCCAGACGUUUUCCAAAAAACAAAAUUUUACCUUUUUGGGACACAUUCAGACGUGCUACAGGCAGAAACGAUGGCAUGAUCUCCUCAGACUGAUGCAACACGUACAAAAGUCAGCUAUUGCCAAGGAAGGAAGGGAGAGCCGGCCAGGGCUACUUCUGAAGGAGAAAUGGGAAGCAUUUGGCCUCAGACUCAACCAUGCCCAGCAGCAAAUGAAAAUGACGGAAAAUGCCCUUUUGUUUGCAUUUGUGGAGGGUACCUUGGCUCAGGCUAUAAAGAAAGGAGAGUGGAUCUUGCUGGAUGAGAUUAAUCUGGCUGCUCCUGAAACACUGGAGUGUCUGAGUGGUUUACUUGAAGGAUCUUCUGGCUCUCUGGUUUUACUUGAUCGAGGAGACACAGAGCCACUGGUUCGGCACCCUGAUUUUCGUUUAUUUGCAUGCAUGAAUCCAGCUACUGAUGUGGGCAAAAGAAAUCUCCCACCAGGAAUUAGAAAUAGGUUCACAGAACUUUAUGUAGAAGAAUUAGAGAGUAAAGAAGACUUACAAAUUCUUAUUGUGGAUUAUCUGAAAGGACUGAGUGUGAGCAAGAGCACCGUGCAAGGAAUUGUAAACUUCUACACUGCAUUGCGGAAAGAGUCUGGGACCAAAUUGGUGGAUGGCACUGGCCACAGACCUCACUACAGCCUUCGGACCCUCUGCAGGGCUUUACGGUUUGCAGCUUCCAACCCAUGUGGCAACAUCCAGCGCUCACUCUAUGAGGGCUUUUGUUUGGGUUUUCUAACACAGCUCGACAGGGCAUCACACCCAGUAGUUCAGAAGCUCAUCUGUCAAUACAUUAUUUCUGGCAAUGUCAAAAGUCUGCUGAAACAGCCUAUUCCAGAACCCAAAGGUGGCCGCCUUAUCCAGGUUGAAGGCUACUGGAUUUCAGUUGGAGACAAGGAGCCUACAAUAGAUGAAACAUAUGUUCUGACAUCUUCUGUUAAGCUGAACUUGAGAGAUAUAGUCCGCGUGGUCUCUGCAGGAACUUAUCCAGUGCUCAUACAGGGUGAAACAUCAGUUGGUAAAACAAGUCUGAUACGGUGGCUGGCUGCAGCUACUGGCAACCACUGUGUGCGAAUCAACAAUCAUGAGCACACAGAUAUUCAAGAAUACAUUGGUUGUUAUACGUCUGACACCUCCGGGAAGCUUGUCUUCAGUGAAGGGGUUCUUAUUGAUGCUAUGAGAAAAGGCUAUUGGAUUGUCUUGGAUGAAUUAAAUUUGGCACCUACUGAUGUGUUAGAGGCACUCAACAGACUGUUGGAUGAUAACCGGGAAUUGCUCAUAACAGAAACACAGGAAGUUGUUAGGGCACACCCUCGCUUCAUGCUUUUUGCCACUCAGAAUCCCCCAGGGCUUUAUGGAGGCAGAAAGGUGCUGUCUAGAGCCUUCAGGAACCGGUUUGUGGAGUUACACUUUGAUGAGUUGCCCAGUUCUGAGUUGGAAACGAUCUUGCACAAGCGAUGUAGUUUGCCGCCGUCUUACUGCAGUAAAUUGGUUAAAGUCAUGUUGGACCUUCAGUCCUACCGUAGACGGUCCUCGGUGUUUGCUGGAAAGCAGGGGUUUAUUGCCCUUCGAGAUCUGUUCCGAUGGGCUGAAAGAUACAGAUUGGCUGAGCAGACUGAGAAGGACUAUGAUUGGCUACAACAUUUAGCCAAUGAUGGUUUCAUGCUUCUGGCAGGCAGAGUCAGGAAGCAGGAGGAAGCUGAUGUAAUUCAAGAAGUCCUUGAAAAACAUUUCAAGAAAAAAUUGUGUCCUCAGUCUCUUUUCUCCAAAGAAAAUGUUCUGAAGUUACUGGGUAAAUCGUCUACCCAGUCAAGUCUGUUGGAAUCUCAGUUCAGCCAUGUAGUGUGGACCGAAGGCAUGCGGAGACUGGCAGUGUUGGUGGGCAGGGCACUGGAAUUUGGUGAACCUGUGUUGCUGGUUGGAGACACUGGGUGUGGGAAAACUACCAUCUGCCAAAUGUUUGCAUCCUUGGCAAAUCGGAAACUAUACUCAGUCAACUGCCACUUAAACAUGGAAACAUCAGACUUCCUGGGGGGCUUAAGGCCAGUGAGACAGAAGCCAAAUGACAAGGAAGAAUCGGACACAAGACUCUUUGAGUGGCAUGAUGGACCACUGGUUCUGGCCAUGAAGGAGGACAGCUUUUUCCUCUUAGACGAGAUCUCAUUGGCUGAUGACUCUGUCUUGGAAAGACUGAACAGUGUCCUUGAAGUGGAAAAGUCUCUGGUAUUGGCUGAGAAGGGCAGCCCAGAAGAUAAGGACAAUGAAGUAGAGCUCUUGACUGCAGGGAAACAUUUCCGGAUCUUAGCGACCAUGAACCCUGGGGGCGACUUUGGGAAAAAAGAGCUGUCUCCUGCCUUAAGAAACCGAUUUACAGAAAUAUGGUGCCCUCAAAGCACAAGGCGUGAAGACUUAAUUCAAAUAAUAAAUCAUAAUCUUCGUCCAGGAUUGUCUCUGGGCAGAAUAGGUCACAAAGGAGCUGACAUAGCUGAGGUGAUGCUGGAUUUCAUUGACUGGCUGACUCACCAGGAGUUUGGACGAAAGUGUGUGGUCAGUAUCAGAGAUAUUCUGUCUUGGGUUAACUUCAUGAACUCAAUGGCGGAGGAAGCUGCUGUGAAAAGGCUAGAGACCAUCUCUCCUGUGACGUCUUUUGUCCACGCCGCAUGCCUGGUGUAUAUAGACGGAAUAGGUUCAGGGGUAACUUCCUCUGGGUUUGGUACGGCCCUCUUGGCUCGAGAAGAAUGUCUGAAAUUCCUCAUAAAGAAACUUUCCAAGGUAGUCCGGCUGACAGAAUGUCAGAAAGAUGAGUUGAAGAUUUAUGAUAGACUGAAACCCAAAGAAUUCACUGGUGUGGAUGACCUUUGGGGAGUUCACCCAUUCUUUAUACCAAGAGGACCUGUCCUGAAUGGGCACAAUAUUGCUGACUAUGCACUCAGUGCAGGCACCACAGCUAUGAAUGCCCAAAGGCUCUUAAGAGCUGCUAAACUGAGCAAACCUAUUCUCCUGGAGGGCUCACCUGGUGUUGGCAAGACAAGUUUGGUGGCUGCAUUAGCAAAGGCUUCAGGAAAUACCCUGGUUCGAAUCAACUUGUCAGAGCAGACGGACAUAACUGAUCUGUUUGGAGCAGAUCUACCUGUGGAAGGUGGCAAAGGUGGAGAGUUUGCCUGGUGUGAUGGCCCCUUGCUGGCAGCUUUGAAAGCAGGCCAUUGGGUUGUGUUGGAUGAGCUUAAUCUGGCCUCUCAGUCCGUACUAGAAGGACUCAAUGCUUGCUUUGAUCAUCGAGGAGAAAUCUAUGUACCAGAGCUAGGCAUGAGCUUUCAAGUUCAGCAUGAAAAGACCAGGAUUUUUGGUUGUCAAAAUCCCUUUAGACAAGGAGGUGGGAGGAAGGGCUUGCCCAAGUCUUUCCUUAACAGAUUCACUCAGGUCUUUGUGGAUCCCCUUACAGUAGUUGACAUGGAGUUCAUUGCCAGUACUUUGUUCCCAGCCAUUGACAAAAAUAUUGUUAAGAAAAUGGUAGCUUUCAAUAACCAUAUUGAUCAUGAAGUGACUGUGGAGAAGAAAUGGGGGCAAAAAGGCGGACCCUGGGAAUUCAACCUCCGAGACCUCUUCCGCUGGUGUCAGCUGAUGCUGGUUGACCAAUCUCCCGGCUGCUAUGAUCCCAGUCAGCAUGUGUUUCUAGUUUAUGGAGAAAGGAUGAGAACCAGGGAGGACAAGGAAAAAGUCAUCACGGUGUUUAAGGAUGUGUUUGCUUCCAAUUCCAAGCCAUACAUGGGGACUAGACUAUUUCAUAUCACUCCCUAUGACGUUCAGAUCGGCUACUCAGUCCUUUCUCGCAGCAGCUAUGUUCCUCAUCCGUCCCGCCGGCCCCUGUCACUCCUGCACCAGUCAUUCCAGUCUCUGGAACCCAUCAUGAAGUGUGUGCAGAUGAGCUGGAUGGUCAUCCUUGUGGGGCCAGCCUCUGUGGGCAAGACCAGCCUGGUUCAGCUUCUGGCACACCUUACUGGCCACACCUUAAAGAUCAUGGCUAUGAAUAGUGCAAUGGAUACUACUGAGCUUCUAGGCGGAUUUGAGCAGGUUGAUAUUAUCCGACCUUGGAGGCUCCUGCUUGAGAAGGUAGAGCACACUGUCAGGGCACUGCUAAGGGACAGUCUUCUUAACAGUGCUGAUGACACAGAAGUAGUGUUGCGAGCCUGGAGCCAUUUCCUUCUGACAUACAAACCCAAAUGUCUUGGUGAAGAUGGUAAAGGUGUCACCAUGGAGAUUGUCAACAAACUGGAAGCAGUAUUGCUGCUUAUGCAGCGACUCAAUAAUAAAAUCAACUCAUAUUCCAAAGCAGACUUUGCCAAACUUGUCGAGGAGUUCCGGGGUUUCGGGGUGAAGCUUCUGCAGUCAGCCAGUGGCCGGAGCCAUGGCAGCUUUGAGUGGGUUGACAGCAUGUUAGUUCAGGCCCUGAAGUCUGGAGAUUGGCUUUUGAUGGACAAUGUUAACUUCUGCAAUCCAUCAGUGCUGGAUCGUCUGAAUGCUUUGCUCGAGCCUGGUGGUGUCCUCACCAUUAACGAAAGAGGAAUGGUAGAUGGAGCCACUUCCACAGUAACACCACACCCCAAUUUCAGGCUUUUUCUCUCCAUGGAUCCUGUUCAUGGAGAAAUUUCCAGAGCUAUGAGGAAUCGUGGACUUGAAAUCUAUAUUUCAGGAGAAGGGGAUGAAAGCAUCCCAGAUAACCUGGAUUUGAAAGUUCUGCUUCACAGCCUUGGGUUGGUGGGGGACAGUGUGUGUAACAUCCUCUUGGCUCUGCACACAGAGGUCCAGAGCACUGUUAGAGGUUCUCCAACAUCAUCUGUUUCUACUCUCAGUCAGGCAGCCAUACUCAUUGUUCAGUACUUACAGCGAGGUCUGAAUUUAGACAAAGCAUUUUUUGAAGCAUGCUGGGAUGUGUAUGUCUGCUCUCAGCACUCAGCAGCAAACCGGAAGCUUGUGCAGGCUUUGCUGGAGAGUCAUACCUCAUCUCUGCAAGUUCGGGAAACCUGGGGACACUCCAUUCUUGCCACAGGGCUGUGGCCCGAUUCUGUGCCUUCAGCUCUCUUUGCAACAGAAGAUUCUUGCCUCUCUGUUGUCCGAAGUGACGGGCAGAUCCUGGCAUACUGCCUCAACAGGCUGAGCCUGAAAACUAGCAGCUGGACAAGGAGUCAGCCUCUUACUUUGCAAGACUUAGAGAACAUUAUGCAGACUUGUAGCCCUGAGAACCUGACAUUCAGUACAGUGAAAGUGGAUACUUACUGGGUCGAUGAACCAGAAGUUUUAGCCGUGGCUGUUCAAUUGCUCAUAGAAAGAGCAACCAAUCAGGAUUGGAUGCUCAGAGUGAAAUGGCUUUGUCAUUUAGCCAAGAACAUACCACAGGGGCUUGAGUCAGUGCAGAUUCAUCUGGAAGGCAGUGCCACUGCUCUUAGAAACUUUUACUCCAACUCCCUCUCAGCUGGAGUCAGGAAUGUCUUGAAAAUGUUACAGACAAACAUGACGGAUGACUUUGUGAUUCCUCUGGAUCCCCGGUGGAAUAUGCAGGCUUUGGACAUCAUUAGAAAUUCUCUGGACUUUGAUCCACAAGCAGACCAGUCUGAACAACUCUUUGCCCUUUUAGAAUCAGUUGCAAACAAGACAAUUAUCUAUCUUCACCGGGAAAAGAGGAUUUUCACUGAAGCAAAUUUGGUGUCUGUUGGUAAUAAAAAGUUAAGAAGUAGUGUUUUGAGGAUGUCUUUUGAAUUCCAUAAAGAUCCAGAGAGCUAUCACAACCUGCCCCAUGAAAUUGUGGCCAAUCUUGCUGCUUUUUUUGAACUUUGUGAUGCACUGAUCCUGCUCUGGGUACAGUCUCCCCAAGCGAUAGUUCCUGAUACCCAUGUCAAUAAGAUCUUAGGUUCUGUGCAGUGGCGGGACCGGUUUUGGACUGUGGCUGAUAUGGUGACAGUAGAUGCCCCAGGUCUGGCUUUGCUUGCCCUCCACUGGCACUGGGUUUUGAAACAUUUAAUCCAUCAGAUCCCCCAACUCCUGGUGAAUCAUGAAGACAAAUAUUAUAAAGAGGUACAGACUGUCUCCGAGCACAUCACCAGUUGUCUGGGCAACCCAUCUGCCAGCUUUGCUGGCGUAAAGAAGCUGCAGGCGUUCCUGGGACGGCCAUUUCCUUUUAAGGACAAGCUGGUAGUGGACUGUUUUUCACAGCUGCAAGUCCUUAGCAGAGCCCUUGCCAUCAGAGAACAGCUGCCUGUCUUUGGGGAGUGUGGGUGGCAAGAAGACAUUAAUCGUCUCCAAGUGGUUGCUUCAGAAUGGAAUUUGAAGAAGAGUCUCCUACAGGCCUGGGGAUUGAUCCUCAGAGCUAACAUUCUGGAUGGUGUCAAUCUAGAUGAAUUGAAGACUCUUGUGAACAAUCAGUGUUUAGAACUAAAAUCCAGAGGACUUUCACAUGGCUUUCUGGGAAAAGCACAUGAGACUUCUUCCACAUCUCAGCCAGACUUCAACUCUUUAGUCCACCUCACCAGGAGUGUUCAGCUGUGGCCUGCGACGGAAUACCUGGCUAUGCUGUGGCAGUACAGAGUGACAGCUGAUUUUGUAACCCAGGCUUGUCUGAGAUGGUCAAGCAAACACCAGCAGAUGGAUGAGGAGAUCGGUCAUCACAUCACAUUUUGUCUCAAGCACACACCAAUUGCACCUCAAAAGCUUUGGAAUCUUUGGUCUUUGCUGCAUUAUCCCAAGCUAUCUGCUGAAGAAGUUUCUUGUUUGUGGUCAGAGUUAUUUAACUCUACAUUUGGGUCUUUCUGGAGCAGUACAGUUACCACAAAUCUAGAGUAUUGGCUGACAUGGAGCCCUCUGUCUAAUACACAGCAGCAGGAGGGGCCCAAGUCCCGACUGGACUCCACAUUGAAGGGCCCCGGCAGCCUCUGCAGAGCUGUGUUCUCCAAGUGCUGCUUCAGUGUAUUAACAAGCAGCAGCAGAGCAAGUCACUGGGACGUAAGCGGCCUACCCCUCCUGUCUUCCUCACACGUCACCCUGGGAGAGUGGGUUGAGAGAUCCCAGCAGCUGCAGGAUAUCAGCUCAUUGCUGUGGACCAAUAUGGCUGUGCCUUCAGUAGCAGAAUUCAGACGCACGGACUCUCGGCUCCAGGGCCUGGUCCUGUGCUGGCACCUGCUCAGCCUCACAGAACUGCUUCCAGUGCACCAGCGGCAGAAGUAUGUACAGAACUGUGAACAUCUGCUGCUUGGGGAUAGCCAGGCCUUCCAACAUGUGGACCAGACUCUCGGGAACAUGGGUGCUCAGGAGGCACUUCCCAAAGAACUACUCUGUCUCUUGCUCACCUCCCUGCACUACUUUUUUGGUGAAGGGGAGAGUAAGCAGAACCUCCCUGAAGCAGCCCAGCGUGGGAGACUCUGGGUGAGCCUUGGCUUACUCCAGAUUCAGACUUGGCUUCCCCAGGCACGUUUCGACCCUGCAGUGAAGAAGGCAUACAAGCUCAAGUAUGCCCAAGAGGAGUUAAGCCAGCUGCAGUGUGAGUGGAAGACCCGGAACCUGUGGUCCCACCUGCAAACUGGAAGAGACCUGGAAGACGAAACAAUUGUCAGCCACUCUCAUCCACACAUCAGGUUCCUUCCCCAAAGGAUCAGUGAGCUGGAGAAUGUAGUCCACAACCUGUCAAAAAAACAGGCCUUCAGACCUCACCUGCCCAGUUAUGAGUCCUUGGUGCAAGAGAUCCACCACUACGUCACUAGCAUAGCCAAGGUCACUGCUGUCCAGGACCUGCUCAUGCGACUCCUUCAGGCGCUCCAUACAGACGGAUCAAGGUCUGCUCAAGUGCUCCAGAACCUUCUAAAGGAGGAGGCCUCUUGGCAGCAGUCACAUCACCAGUUUAGGAAGCGAUUGGUAGAAGAGUAUGCCUUGUAUCCAGACACUGUUACCCCACUACAGGCAUCCAUCUUGCAGUUACAGCAUGGCAUGAGGCUAGUAGCAUCUGAAGUCCAUGCCUCCCUGCACAGCAGUGUGAUCUGUGCAGAAAAUCUGGGGUCCCUGGUCAUGGCUGUGCUAGCUUUCCCAUCUGUCGGCCCCACUUUCCCUACCUACCAUGCUCAUGCAGAUGCUCUGUGCUCCGUGAACUCAGUGGAAGCUCUGCAAGGUCUUGGGAAACUGAUGGUCAAGCGUUCGGGAGGAAAGGAAAGAGAAGGCAAGAGCCAGCAACCUUACCCUACCCGGGAGCAGUUACUGAUGAAUGCUCUCCUUUACCUGCGCUCCCAUGUGCUAUACAAAGGCGAGCUGGACCAGAGGGCCCUGCUGCUCUUCAGACAUCUCUGCCAAGAGAUCAUCAAUGAGUGGGAUGAGCAGGAACGCAUAGCCCAAGAGAAGGCAGAGCAAGAGAAUAGCCUGUACAGAUACCGGAGCAGGAGCUGCAGGACAGCCCUGAGUGAGGAGGAGGAAGACGAACUCGAGCUCAGGAAACUGUUCCCACUGCAUGAAAAGGACUUUGCAGAUAUUUUGAUAGAACACACACUAGAGGAGAAAGAAGGAGCUUCAGAUGGGCAAGAAGAGGAGGAAGCCGCAGACCCAGCUCUCCUGUCCCAGAGUUCGAUGCAGGCAGUGAUGCUGAUCCAUCAGCAGCUGUGCCUCAGCUUUGCACGGUCCCUUUGGUACCAACAGACUGUGCCACCACAUGAAGCCAAGCACUACCUCAGCCUGUUUCUCUCCUGCUAUCAGACUGGCGCAUCUCUGGUGACACACUUCUACCCUCUGAUGGGAGUUGAGCUGAAUGACCAGCUCUUGGGCAGUCAACUCUUGGCCUGCACUCUCUCCUAUAACACCCUCUGUGGGGAGGCAACCUCAGACCUGAUCAUGAAGCCUGAUGGGCCCUAUGACUUCUACCAGCACCCCAAUGUGGCAGAAGCACGCCAGUGCCAACCUGUGCUUCAAGGUUUUUCAGAAGCUGUCAAUCAGUUGCUGGAGGAGUGGCCAGAGCACCCCGUACUUCAGCAGCUUCUGGUCGUAAUGGACAGAAUCCGUGGUUUCCCACUUUCCAGUCCCAUCUCAAAGCUCCUGAAUGGCUUAGAGAUCCUUCUGGCAAAGGCACAAGAUUGGGAGGAGAACGCAAGUCGAGCAUUGUCUCUCCGGAAACAUCUUGAUUUAGUCAGUCAGAUGAUCAUUCGGUGGCGUAAACUGGAGCUGAACUGCUGGUCAAUGAGUUUGGAUAAUACCAUGAGACGCCAUACUGAGAAAUCCACCAAGCACUGGUUCUCCAUCUAUCAGAUGCUGGAGAAGCACAUGCAGGAACGCACAGAGGAGCAAGAAGAUGACAAGCAGAUGACCCUGAUGUUGCUGGUCAGCACAUUACAAGCAUUUAUUGAAGGAUCUUCGCUGGGAGAAUUCCAUGUACGACUCCAAAUGUUACUGGUUUUCCAUUGUCAUGUCUUACUGAUGCCACAAAUCGAAGGGAAAGAUUCACUUGGCAGUGUUCUGUGGAAUUUGUACCAUUUUUACAAGCAAUUUCUUGACCCGGUCCAAGCUAAAAUUGUGGAACUUCGCUCCCCCAUAGAAAAAGAACUUAAAGAAUUUGUGAAGAUAUCAAAGUGGAAUGAUGUCAGCUUCUGGUCUAUUAAACAAUCUGUGGAAAAGACACAUAGGACCCUCUUUAAAUUCAUGAAGAAAUUUGAAGCUGUCCUGAAUGAACCCUGUCAGUCAUGUCUGGUAGAGAGCAACAAGGAAGAACACCCUGACUGUUUGCCAAAGCCAACAGAGGAAGCUGCAGUGGUGGCAUCACCCAUUCAGUGUCUGAACAGGGCACUGAGGGAGACCCUGUUAGCCCAGCCAACAGCAUGGCAGGCUUCAGUUCCAGAUCAAUGUCAGGAUGCUGGUCCUCUGUCUGUGGAAGGAGAGCUUCUGCGUCGCUUGCCAAGACUCUCAAAGCGGAUGAGGAAAAUGUGCCUGAGGUUUAUGAAGGAGAGCCCCCUACCUAACCUGGUGGAAAGCCUUGACCAGUUCACUGGUGAAGUGAUUUCCUCUGUAAGUGAGUUGCAGAACUUAAAUGUGAAUCCCUCUGCUGAGAAAGAGAAGCAGCAAUCAGAAGCCAAGCACAUUCUCAUGCAGAAGCACCGAGCUUUGUCGGAUCUCUUUAAACACCUUGCAAAAAUUGGUCUGUCGUAUCGUAAAGGUCUUGCCUGGGCCCGUUCAAAAAGUCCUCAAGAGUUGCUUCACCUUCACCCAUUAGAUCUCCAGAGCGCAUUGUCUAUCGUCAGCAGCACUCGGGAGGCCGAUGCCAGGCUCCUCACAGAAAUUUCGUCUUUGUGGGAUGGGUGCCAGAAGUAUUUUUAUCGCUCCCUUGCACGGCACACCAGGCUUACUGCAGCCCUAGCGACUCCUGUCAAGGAGAUUGGCAUGGGUAAUGUUGACAGGUGUAAAGGGUUCUCAGCACACUUGAUGAAGCUGCUCAUCCGACAGCGCCGUUCCCUGACCACACUGACUGAGCAGUGGAUCAUCCUCAGGAACCUCCUCGGCUGUGUCCAGGAGAUUGACAGCAGGCUGACUGGGCCUCCCGUCUAUCCUGUGGCCUUCCCACCUCAGGACAGUGUGCAGCAGUGGACAGAACGACUGCAGCACCUGGCCAUGCAGAGCCAGAUCCUGCUGGAGCAGCUCUCCUGGCUCCUCCAGUGCUGCCCCAGUGCAGGGCCGACUGGAGGCCGCAGUGAUGCUCCAGUGCAGGAGCAGCCUUCUGCACCCCACCUGGGAAGAACAGAUACCAGGGGGCCAGUAUCGGGGGCAAUGCCAGACUUACUUCCCUCUGAUCUGAGCUACCCAUCCCCAGUACCUAGAAGUCAGCUGCCAUCUGGUUGCCAAAUGCGGAGACAAGAUCGACUUUGGCAGCAGUCAACUGCAGGGUUGACAGAGCUGCUGAAAACCAUUAAAACUGUGAAAGCUGGUGUUGACAAAAUUAGACAGCAGUCUUGUGAGACCCUCUUUCAUACAUGGGAAGAUUUUGAAGUUUGUUCUUCUGGGCUGAAUUGCCUGUCCCAAGUGUCAGCUCAUUUGCAAGGCCUAGAGUCCUUGUUCAUUCUUCCAGAGAUAGAGGCUGAGCAAACAGAUGCACGAAUGGCAUUAGUUGAAAGCCUGGAAUAUCUAAGAGGAGAAGUUAGUAAAGCCAUUCAUGACUUCACUGCCUGGAAAGCACGUCUCUUCAUUUCACACAGGCAAGGAGGAAACCAGAUGUUGGAGGAAAGCUUUGUUGAAGACUUUUCAGAGCAAAUAGAAACUGCCAUCCGGGCCAUCCUCUGCACCAUCCAGAACUUAGCAGAAAGAAACAAUAAGAAAGCUGAAGACAGCCCCGCUGAAAAGAGACCACAAGGAGAGGAUGAAAUGAAAGAAGAGGCAGGCUUUGAGAGACUGCAGCCAGGACAUCUAACCAAACUCUUAGAGGACGACUUCUGGGCCAGUGUGAGCACUUUACAUGUCCAGAAAAUCAUUUCUUCUGUCUCGGAGCUGCUGGAGAGGCUAAAGUCCUGCAGUGAGGAUAGCAGCACGACCAAGCACAAGGUCUUCAGCCAGUCCUGCUGCUUGCUAGUGCGCCUGGUCCCCAUGCUCUGCAGCUUCUCAGACCUUAUCCUCUUCUUCCUGGCCCUGUCUCUGGCAACUCACCGGAGCACUGCCAAGCUGCUCUCUGUGCUUGCCCAGACCUUCACAGAGCUCGCCCAGAAGGGGUUUUGCUUACCUAAAGAGUUGAUGGAAGAUGCAGCAGGAGAGGGAGCAACACAGUUCCAUGACUACGAGGGAGGUGGGAUCGGAGAUGGCGAGGGCAUGAAGGAUGUGAGUGACCGGAUAGAAAAUGAGGAACAGGUAGAAGAUACAUUUCAGAAGGGUCAAGAGGACAAGGAGGACCUUAACUCAAAGCCUGAUACUAAAGGCGAGGACAAUGCCAUUGAGAUGUCAGAAGACUUCGAUGGGAAAAUGCAUGAUGGCGAGCUUGAAGAAGAAGAGGAUGAUGAGAAAUCUGAUAGUGAAGAUGGAGACCUGGAUAAACAGAUGGGCAAUCUCAAUGGAGAGGAAGCGGACAAACUAGAUGAGAGGCUUUGGGGAGACGAUGAGGAAGAAGAUGAGGAAGAUGAGGAAGAUGGAGGGAAAGCUGAAGAAACAGGACCGGGAAUGGAUGAGGAAGAUUCUGAACUGGUUGCUAAAGAUGACAGUUUGGAUGCUGGGAAUUCAAACAAACAUAAAAAGCAUCAAGAUGAGAAGGAAGAAUCAGAACCUGAAGAUGGUGAACAAGGCCAAGAGAAAAUUAAUGAGCAGAUUGACGAGAGAGAAUAUGAUGAGAAUGAGGUAGACCCUUACCAUGGCAAUCAGGAAAAGCUGCCAGAACCUGAUGCCUUGGAUCUUCCAGAUGAUUUGAAACUUGACAGUGAGGACAAAAAUGAUGGUGAGGAUACAGACAAUGAGGAAGCAGAAGAAGAGAAUCCUUUGGAGAUCAAAGGAAAAACAGAAGAUAUGGAAGAAACAGACCGUGAAACUGAAGAGCCCGAGGCUGAUCCCAGUGAAGGUGACAGUCCACGUGAGCCUGAGGAAGGCCCUGGUGAAGGUGAGGAGAAUAUGGACACAGGAGCUGAUGACCAAGACAAAGAUACAGCCAACCAUGCAGAAGAGCACUCGGAGGAGGAGGAGGCGGUGGCAGAGGAGGAGGAGGACGAAGAUGACAGGGCUGCCACUGAUAGAGGUGGAGAGAGUGGGGCCAGCCCUGCUGACCAAGGUCUCCAGCCCCAGAAAGAGGAAGAGGAAGGAGAGAAGUCUGACGCUGAAGAGGAAGUGCCAGAGGCCACAGAGAGAAAAGAGCAUGCCUCCUGCGGGCAGACUGGUGUGGACAGUGUGCAGAGUGCACAGGCCGUGGAGCUAGCUGGAGCUGCGCCAGAGAAGGAGCAGGGCAAAGAGGAACAUGGCACUGGAGCUGCGGAUGCAAACCAAGCAGAAGGACACGAAUCCAACUUGAUUGCACGUUUGGCCUCCCAGCAGCACACCAACAAAAAUACCCAGAGUUUUAAGAGGAAACCUGGGCAGGCUGACAACGAACGCUCCAUGGGUGACCACAAUGAGCAUGUGCAUAAGAGGCUGAGGACUGUGGAUACAGACCGAAACCCCGAGCAAGGGCCAGCCCAGCCUCAGGCUCGGGUGGAAGACUCAGACACGUUUGAACAUAUUAAGCAAGGCAGUGAUGCAUACGACGCACAAACCUAUGAUGUGGCCAGUAAUGAACAACAGCAGACUGCAAAGAACUCUGGACAGGAUGCAGAGGAGGAAACGGAAGAUAUCCUCAUGCAUACAGAGGAGGAGCUGCUCAGAGCAGAAGACACAGAACAGCUGAAGCCAGAGGCAGUCAAGUCAGAUACUGCUGUGGCCUCUGGCUCUAAUGAGAUGGAUAUGGAUACUCAAACAGUUCAAACAAAAGAAGACCAAGACCCAAGAACAACCACGUCUCACCAGGAGACAGAGAAGCCAGAAAGAAGCCGAGACUCGACCAUUCAUACACUUCGUCAGUUGCUUGUGGAUACAGUUUUCCAACCCCUUUUAAAAGAUGUCAGUGAGCUGAGGCAGGAGAUGGAGCGGCAGCUGGAGACGUGGCAGGCCCACGACUAUGGGGAUGCAGAAGAAGAGAAGGCUGCAGCUGAGAUGUGGCAGAAUUACCUAGUCUUAACUGCAUCUCUUUCACAACAGCUGUGUGAGCAGCUUCGUCUGCUAUUAGAACCUACACAGGCAGCCAAGCUGAGGGGAGACUAUCGCACGGGCAAGCGACUGAACAUGCGGAAGAUCAUUCCAUACAUUGCCAGUCAGUUUCGAAAAGACAGGAUUUGGCUUCGAAGGACCAAGCCCAGUAAACGGCAGUAUCAGAUUUGUCUGGCCAUUGAUGACUCUUCCAGCAUGGUAGAUAACCACACCAAACAGCUUGCAUUUGAGUCUUUGGCUGUGAUUGGUAAUGCUCUAACUCUCCUGGAAGUGGGUCAGAUUGCAGUGUGCAGUUUUGGAGAAUCGGUGAAGCUGUUGCAUCCGUUCCACGAGCAGUUCGGUGACUCUUCUGGGUCUCAGAUUCUACGACUCUGCAAGUUCCAACAGAGGAAGACUAAGAUUGCUCAGUUUCUAGAGUCUGCAGCCAGAAUGUUUGCAGCUGCCCAGAAACUGGCACAGAACGUCAGCCCAGAGACUGCACAGCUACUCCUCAUAGUUUCUGAUGGACGAGGCCUUUUCCUCGAAGGCAAAGACAGAGUCCUGGCGGCAGUCCAGGCUGCCCAGAAUGCCAACAUCUUCGUCAUUUUUGUUGUAUUGGAUAAUCCCAACUCACGGGAUUCUAUCUUGGACAUUAAAGUACCAAUAUUUAAAGGACCAGGAGAGAUGCCUGAAAUCCGAUCUUACAUGGAAGAGUUCCCCUUUCCAUUUUACAUCAUUCUCCGAGAUGUGAAUGCACUUCCUGAGACCCUCAGUGAUGCCCUGAGGCAGUGGUUUGAGCUGGUGACAGCAUCUGACCACUCAUAGAGCAGAACCCGCCUGUGGUAAUGCUGUGACCUCAGCGUCUUCCCCUGGGAUCCCUUAGACAACCAUUGUGAACUCAGGCUCUGAGACUGCUUCAUCUGGGUUCUGGUGUGUGUGUGUGUGUGUGUGUGUGUGUGUGUGUGUGUGUGUGUGUGUGUGUGUGUGUUUUAAUGUAUCCAGCAGUUACAAAACAAAACAAGAUUGCACUAUACGUUGUAUUACACCCGAGCAGAGCUUAGCGAGCUCUUGAGUUCCCUGCUGUGCCGAGCCCUGAAGCUCACAGCGAUACCGAUACCGGGCGGGCUUGGGACUGGGGACCGGGUAGAGGUCACCCUGCCCCUCUCUGGAGUCCAGCCACUUACUUUCCUCUGGCAGUGGCCUCGACACCCUUCUUGAGGAAAUGCUUCCGGGAGCACGGGGCUGCCUCUGCCGGUCCUUUGGAGAUCCUGUUGGUCCUUGCCUUAAGCUCUACCUGUAGAGUUCCUUGGUUGGGUGCUACUUAUCCUGCUUAGAAGGCAGGAAACGUAGCGGGGAUGUUCUCAUAACGCACCCAGCAGAGUUCUCAGCAAAGAUGAGCGUAGAGCUGUGCGGAAACGAAGCAGCUCUUUGUGCCCUUCACAGUGGCUGCUGGGGAGACUAUGCAAUAAUGGAAAGGGACCCCUUCUUCAUUCUGACUGCCUGAGCCCCUUGCUGUGACUUAUCCCUUAGCCGCCCUUCCCCGUGUCAGGAGGAGGAACUGUUCCUCAUACUGCUUUCAGGCCCCGAGCCAGUCUCCCUGUGGACAGGAAUAAUGCUGUAUCCACGAGAGCUAAGCCGCUCCAUCUUCCUCGCUCACACCGAGCAUGGUUGUGGUGGGUUUGGUUUGCUAGGAGGUGGGGGCAGGUUUCCUUGGCCAGAAAGCAGUGUUUGAAUACUUGAAAUCACGUGCUGUGUUCUAUUUAAAUGUUGUUUGUAGACAGUGUCUGUGCAUCUGUCUCCGUGUCUGUUUGCAGCUUACACUGUGACGUGCGCCACCCUUCUGUGACGGUCAUCAAAGACAGGUUGCUUAUUGUUUAACAGAGUGUCCGAAGCAUGUGCUUAAAGUUAUAUUAUUUUUAUUCGAAAACGCUAUGCAGCUUAUAUUCUGAAAGCUAUUAAAUGAUUGUUGAGUUAA